Molecule: messenger RNA, 9870 nt
Organism: Parnassius mnemosyne (clouded apollo)
Lineage: Eukaryota; Metazoa; Arthropoda; Insecta; Lepidoptera; Papilionidae
Source: the annotation of a GenBank genome assembly
AUGUAUAUAGUAUUUCUACUACUUCUUGUCUCGUGUUCUGCGCAACAUCUUCCCAAUGGUUGUCCGUUGGAUUUUAGCGUGCAUCUCUUGCUACCGCACGAGACAGACUGUGAUAAGUUUUACCAAUGCAGCAAUGGUCAGAAAAUUUUAAGGCAGUGUCCACUCGGAACGUUAUUUGAUAAUGACCUCCAGGUUUGCAACUGGCCCAGCGCAGUGGAUUGUAAUAGGACAGUAACUCAAACCACAGAAUAUGUAGCAACAGAAGAUCCAGUGACUACAGACUCUAUCAAAACGGAUUAUGUAACUGAGGAACCAACAACUACAGGCUCUGCAUCAACUAAGCCUACAACAGAGUCCGGAGCUAAUUAUACUGCAAACACAGCUUUACCAGAUUUAACCACUGACGUUACCGCGAGCACAAAGAUUGACGUUGAAUGUCCACCAGACUCCACAGCUACAAUUUUAUUGCCUCACGAAACAGAUUGUUCUAAGUUUUAUUCAUGCAGCAAUGGACAUAAAUUUUUGAUGACUUGUGCACCGGGGACAUUUUUUGAUUUUAACGCACAGGUAUGUGAUUGGCCACAAACAGUGACUUGUGCAAUUAAAACAACGACAGAAUCUUUAGUAACAGGCGUUGAAACUGAAACUGAAACCUUGACAGAAGAAACAACAAUAAAAUAUUCUACACCUGUAGUAAGUUAUUCAACUGUCGAUACUACAGGGCAUGAAUAUACUACUGAGCUUGAUAUAACAAGUACUGAAGGAUCUGCAGGAACUAAUGAUCCCACUCCUGAUAUUAUAACAAUAACAGAUGAUAAUGAAACGAGUGCAACUUCUAAAGUGACAACAACUGAAAGCCAUGGAACGGGACCUACAGCGACGACAGAAUAUUCAACGGUAAGUAUUACAACCCCAGACAAAGAAACAGCUCCUGUAGUAAGUAAUACUACUGAAUUUGUAUCAAUGAACGAUGAAGGACCAACAGAACUAACGAUAGAUAAUCAAACGAUAGUAUCAGUAGAAACAAGCACUGUAGACGAUGAAUCUAAAGAAACAGAAGCAACACAACCUGUACAAACAACGUUAGAACCUAUAGCUAAUACCUCUGCAAUGACUGAUGCAAUACACACAACUACGGAUACCUCAUCUGUAGAACUAUGUCUCCCUGGGGUUUAUGAAAAUAUUCCUCAUCCAGUACUCUGUAAUUCGUUUUAUAUGUGUGGUGGUGGUAUUCCAAUACAAUUAUUUUGCAGUGAUGGAUUUGAAUUCAAUCCGGAGUCUCGGGAAUGCGUUCUAAUAUCAGAAGAUGGUUGUACUGCAUCAAAAGAAAGAUCUACGUCAACAUUAGAUAAUUCGUCAACAUUAAUCGUUACGGAAAAAGUAACAGAAAAUACCAAAACUACAAGUGAAUUAGAAAUAACUACUACAAACGAAGAAAAACACGAUACUACUACGGAAUACAACUUUUCAACAGAUGUCAUUACGACAACAAUUAAAUCGCCAGAAGCAACUGAUAGAACGACAACCGCAGCACAAAUAACAACGGAAUUAGAUAAGUCGUCCUCUGAGCAAGAUAUUCCUGAACUACAGACCACUACAGAAUUGCUAAAUACGGCAGAUACAACUUUUACAACUCCCGAACAUACACAAUCCACAGAUAGUGACAAUGUUUCUUCCACUGCAGAGCAAUUGAGUACUACAGAGAGCUUACAAACCACGUUAAAUUAUAAGUCAACAACGACUGAAAGUCUGGAAUCAACGACAUUAAAUAUUCAUACAACAGCAGAACUUCUAACAACGACUGAUAACUUUAAUACAGAAACGUAUGAUACUACAACGCAGCUUUUAGAAGUCACAGUAGAUGAUGCUGAAAAAACUACAACGCUACCAAAAGUUUGCCCAGAAGGGCACUAUGGAAACGUACCUCAUCCUGAGUUGUGUGACUCAUUUUACAUGUGUGCGAACGGAGACGCUAUACUGCUGUAUUGCAGUACAGAUUUCGAAUAUGAUCCUGCACUUGGAGUUAAUAUUAAUUAUGUUACAGGAUCAUCUACAACACAGAAAUCGACUGAAGGACAUACUACAAUAUUUGUUACGGAAAAUACUCAUGAAGUUACAAAUACCUAUCAAACAAGUGCUGAGGUUAAUGUAACAAAUACCAGCGAUGAUAAUCCAUCCACAACAACUUUAGCGGUUUCUACUGAAAAUUUAGACACCAUGACCGUUACUAUGACUACUAUGGAAUCUAUUAAAGAAACAACACCAGAAAAAUCAGAUGUAACGCAAAAUUCUUCUGAUUAUUCUCAAGCAAAUACAGAAUCUUCGACACAUUCAACAGAACUGUUAGAAACUACAUUACCUCAUAAAACCACAUCUGAUAUAAAACCACCUACAGUACAAACAAUAACAUCCGAUUUCAUAACUACAACGGAAAAUAUCGUUGUAUCAUCAGAAACUGCACAGACUUUUACAGAGGAAUCACAAAAUACACAACCAACAAACACUAUAAAUAUACAAACAUCAACAGAUCAUGUAGAAACAACUUUGAACUGUCCAUACACGACGACAAAAGAAUUGCAAUCGACUACGGAUCAUAGUACAUCAAAAACUUCGCAGUCUACUACGGAAAAGUACAUAACAGUUACAAAUGACUUUAUAACGGCGUCAACCUCACAGGUAUUCACGACUUCUGAUAUACCAGAGUAUGGCUCGUCUACCACAGAAAACCAGAAAGCGACUUCUGAUAUAUCGACCACUUUAGAUAAUUUUGAAGCAAGCUCAACGCUAACUACCGCUGAACCAAAUGCAUCAACAACGGUGGAAACAACAGAAGAUAUGACUACUUCUAGCCUUAUUACCAGUACCAUCGAAGCGACUUUGGAAAUUCGUACAAUAUCUACUGACAGUGUAUCCACUGAAAGGCCUACUGUUACGAGUGACGAAAUAAAAACAACAACUGAGAAAACGGAGGCUACAACACAGGCUGCCACAUGUUUGCCUGGAGUGUUUGGUAAUAUUCCUCAUCCGACCAUAUGCAACUCAUUUUACAUGUGCACAGGUGGGAUACCAAUACAACUGUUUUGUAGUGAUGGAUUCGAAUUCGAUCCAGAGCUGGCCGUAUGCGUGCCGAUUUCCGAUACCGGCUGUACCGCUUCGAGAGUGACUUCAACCACCGCCAGUAUCACAACUAGCAAAGAAUCAACCCACCAUGUCACGGAUAUUAGUACCGAUCAAACACAUACAAUUUCAACCAUGACAUUAAGUCCAGAAAUAACAACAGACACAAACGAUUGGACACUGACAACAGAAGAAACCAAAACUACUUCAGAAGGACCUGUAUCUACAACUUUUAAAAUUGAAACUACAACUGAAGAAGAGAAUUUAACUUCGAAAUCAUCCGAAACAACAGAAAAUAUGAAAAAUACUUUCAGCACUAUUAUUAAUACAGUCGAGACGGUUUCAGAAAUAUAUACAACUUCUGCUGACGGGAUAACCACUGAAAAACAAACUGUUACAAAUGACGACGUACAAAUAACAACUGUGAAUAUCGAGGCUACAACACAGGUUGCGAUAUGCUCGCCGGGUGCAUUUGGUAAUGUUCCCCAUCCUACUCUAUGCGACUCAUUCUAUAUGUGUACGGGAGGAAUUCCGAUACUACUACAUUGCAGUGAUGGAUUCGAAUUCGACCCAGAGAGUGCUGAUUGCGUGCCGAUUUCCGAGAGCGGCUGUACCGCUUCAAGAGUGACAUCAACCACCGAAAGUGUGACGACAAAAUACGAUCAUACGACAACUAGCGGAGAAUCGACCGACCAUGUCACGGUUAUUAGCACCGAUCAAACACAUACGAUAACAACUGAUGUCAUCGACUGGACGCUGACUACAGAAGAAAAGAAGACUACUUCAGAAGAACCUGUAUCUACAACUUUUAAAAUGGAAGAGACACCUAGCAGCACUAAAUAUGAAAGUACAUAUACAACAUCAAAAGAAACAGUUCCUGGAGCUACUACAAAAGUGCCACAAACUACAUCUGAAACUGAACACUCAACUGUACAUUCUACUACAGAAAACCCAAAAAUUACUGUAGAUAUAUCGACCACUUUAGAAAAUUCUCAAACGGACUCAACGAAAUCUACUGCCGGAGAGAUGUCAACAUCUGUACAAACUGUGACAGAAAACUUACCAUCUACGACAUUCCAGACGAAAACUACAAUUGAAGAAGAGAAUUUAACUUCGAAAUCAUCCGAAACAACAGAAGAUAUAAAAAAUACUUUCAGCACUAUUAUUAGUACCGUCGAGACGGCUUCAGAAAUAUAUACAACUUCUGCUGACGGGAUAACCACUGAAAAACCAACUGUUACAAAUGACGACGUACAAACGACAACUGUGAAUAUCGAAGCUACAACACAGGCUGCGAUAUGCUCGCCGGGUGCAUUUGGUAAUGUUCCCCAUCCUACUCUAUGCGACUCGUUCUAUAUGUGUACGGGAGGAAUUCCGAUACUAUUGCAUUGCAGUGAUGGAUUCGAAUUCAACCCAGAGAUUGCAGACUGCGUGCCGAUUUCCGACAGCGGCUGUACCGCUUCAAGAGUGACAUCAACCACCGACAGUGUGACGACAAAAUAUGAUCCUACGACGACUAGCGGAGAAUCAACCGACCAUGUCACGGAUAUUAGCACCGAUCAAACACAUACGAUAACAACCGAUGCCAUCGAAUGGACGCUGACUACAGAAGAAAAGAAGACUACUUCAGAAGAACCUGUAUCUACAACUUUUAAAAUGGAAGAGACACCUGGCAGCACUAAAUAUGAAAGUACAUAUACAACAUCAAAAGAAACAGUUCCUGGAGCUACUACAAAAGUGCCACAAACUACAUCCGAAACUGUACACUCAACUGUACAUUUUACUACAGAAAACCCAAAAAUUACUGUAGAUAUAUCGACCACUUUAGAAAAUUCUCAAACGGACUCAACGAAAUCUACUGCCGGAGAGAUGUCAACAUCUGUACAAACUGUGACAGAAAACUUACCAUCUACGACAUUCCAGACGAAAACUACAAUUGAAGAAGAGAAUUUAACUUCGAAAUCAUCAGAAACAACAGAAGAUAUAAAAAAUACUUUCAGCACUAUUAUUAGUACCGUCGAGACGGCUUCAGAAAUAUAUACAACUUCUGCUGACGGGAUAACCACUGAAAAACCAACUGUUACAAAUGACGACGUACAAACAACAACUGUGAAUAUCGAGGCUACAACACAGGCUGCGAUAUGCUCGCCGGGUGCAUUUGGUAAUGUUCCCCAUCCUACUCUAUGUGACUCGUUCUAUAUGUGUACGGGAGGAAUUCCGAUACUAUUGCAUUGCAGUGAUGGAUUCGAAUUCAACCCAGAGAUUGCAGACUGCGUGCCGAUUUCCGACAGCAGCUGUACCGCUUCAAGAGUUACAUCAACCACCGACAGUGUGACGACAAAAUACGAUCCUACGACGACUAGCGGAGAAUCAACCGACCAUGUCACGGAUAUUAGCACCGAUCAAACACAUACGAUAACAACCGAUGUCAUUGACUGGACGCUGACUACAGAAGAAAAGAAGACUACUUCAGAAGAACCUGUAUCUACAACUUUUAAAAUAGAAGAGACACCUGGCAGCACUAAAUAUGAAAGUACAUAUACAACAUCAAAAGAAACAGUUCCUGGAGCUACUACAAAAGUGCCACAAACUACAUCCGAAACUGUACACUCAACUGUACAUUCUACUACAGAAAACACAAAAAUUACUGUAGAUAUAUCGACCACUUUAGAAAAUUCUCAAACGGACUCAACGAAAUCUACUGCCGGAGAGAUGUCAACAUCUGUACAAACUGUGACAGAAAACUUACCAUCUACGACAUUCCAGGCAAAAACUACAAUUGAAGAAGAGAAUUUAACUUCGAAAUCAUCCGAAACAACAGAAGAUAUAAAAAAUACUUUCAGCACUAUUAUUAGUACCGUCGAGACGGCUUCAGAAAUAUAUACAACUUCUGCUGACGGGAUAACCACUGAAAACCCAACUGUUACAAAUGACGACGUACAAACAACAACUGUGAAUAUCGAGGCUACAACACAGGCUGCGAUAUGCUCGCCGGGUGCAUUUGGUAAUGUUCCCCAUCCUACUCUAUGCGACUCGUUCUAUAUGUGUACGGGAGGAAUUCCGAUACUAUUUCAUUGCAGUGAUGGAUUCGAAUUCAACCCAGAGAUUGCAGACUGCGUGCCGAUUUCCGACAGCGGCUGUACCGCUUCAAGAGUUACAUCAACCACCGACAGUGUGACGACAAAAUACGAUCCUACGACGACUAGCGGAGAAUCAACCGACCAUGUCACGGAUAUUAGCACCGAUCAAACACAUACGAUAACAACCGAUGUCAUUGACUGGACGCUGACUACAGAAGAAAAGAAGACUACUUCAGAAGAACCUGUAUCUACAACUUUUAAAAUAGAAGAGACACCUGGCAGCACUAAAUAUGAAAGUACAUAUACAACAUCAAAAGAAACAGUUCCUGGAGCUACUACAAAAGUGCCACAAACUACAUCCGAAACUGUACACUCAACUGUACAUUCUACUACAGAAAACACAAAAAUUACUGUAGAUAUAUCGACCACUUUAGAAAAUUCUCAAACGGACUCAACGAAAUCUACUGCCGGAGAGAUGUCAACAUCUGUACAAACUGUGACAGAAAACUUACCAUCUACGACAUUCCAGGCAAAAACUACAAUUGAAGAAGAGAAUUUAACUUCGAAAUCAUCCGAAACAACAGAAGAUAUAAAAAAUACUUUCAGCACUAUUAUUAGUACCGUCGAGACGGCUUCAGAAAUAUAUACAACUUCUGCUGACGGGAUAACCACUGAAAAACCAACUGUUACAAAUGACGACGUACAAACAACAACUGUGAAUAUCGAGGCUACAACACAGGCUGCGAUAUGCUCGCCGGGUGCAUUUGGUAAUGUUCCCCAUCCUACUCUAUGCGACUCGUUCUAUAUGUGUACGGGAGGAAUUCCGAUACUAUUGCAUUGCAGUGAUGGAUUCGAAUUCAACCCAGAGAUUGCAGACUGCGUGCCGAUUUCCGACAGCGGCUGUACCGCUUCAAGAGUUACAUCAACCACCGACAGUGUGACGACAAAAUACGAUCCUACGACGACUAGCGGAGAAUCAACCGACCAUGUCACGGAUAUUAGCACCGAUCAAACACAUACGAUAACAACCGAUGUCAUUGACUGGACGCUGACUACAGAAGAAAAGAAGACUACUUCAGAAGAACCUGUAUCUACAACUUUUAAAAUAGAAGAGACACCUGGCAGCACUAAAUAUGAAAGUACAUAUACAACAUCAAAAGAAACAGUUCCUGGAGCUACUACAAAAGUGCCACAAACUACAUCCGAAACUGUACACUCAACUGUACAUUCUACUACAGAAAACACAAAAAUUACUGUAGAUAUAUCGACCACUUUAGAAAAUUCUCAAACGGACUCAACGAAAUCUACUGCCGGAGAGAUGUCAACAUCUGUACAAACUGUGACAGAAAACUUAUCAUCUACGACAUUCCAGACGAAAACUACAAUUGAAGAAGAGAAUUUAACUGCGAAAUCAUCCGAAACAACAGAAGAUAUAAAAAAUACUUUCAGCACUAUUAUUAGUACCGUCGAGACGGCUUCAGAAAUAUAUACAACUUCUGCUGACGGGAUAACCACUGAAAAACCAACUGUUACAAAUGACGACGUACAAACGACAACUGUGAAUAUCGAAGCUACAACACAGGCUGCGAUAUGCUCGCCGGGUGCAUUUGGUAAUGUUCCCCAUCCUACUCUAUGCGACUCGUUCUAUAUGUGUACGGGAGGAAUUCCGAUACUAUUGCAUUGCAGUGAUGGAUUCGAAUUCAACCCAGAGAUUGCAGACUGCGUGCCGAUUUCCGACAGCGGCUGUACCGCUUCAAGAGUGACAUCAACCACCGACAGUGUGACGACAAAAUACGAUCCUACGACAACUAGCAGAGAAUCAACCGACCAUGUCACAGAUAUUAGUACCGAUCAAACACAUACGAUAACAACCGAUGCCAUCGAAUGGACGCUGACUACAGAAGAAAAGAAGACUACUUCAGAAGAACCUGUAUCUACAACUUUUAAAAUGGAAGAGACACCUGGCAGCACUAAAUAUGAAAGUACAUAUACAACAUCAAAAGAAACAGUUCCUGGAGCUACUACAAAAGUGCCACAAACUACAUCCGAACCUGUACACUCAACAGUACACUCUACUACAGAAAACCCAAAAAUUACUGUAGAUAUAUCGACCACUUUAGAGAACUCUCAGACGGACUCAACGAAAUCUACUGCUGGAGGGAUGUCAACAUCUGUACAAACUGUGACAGAAAACUUACCAUCUACGACAUUUCAGACGAAAACUACAAUUGAAGAAGAGAAUUUAACUUCGAAAUCAUCCGAAACAACAGAAGAUAUAAAAAAUACUUUCAGCACUAUUAUUAAUACCGUCGAGACGGCUUCAGAAAUAUAUACAACUUCUGCUGACGGGAUAACCACUGAAAAACCAACUGUUACAAAUGACGACGUACAAAUAACAACUGUGAAUAUCGAGGCUACAACACAGGCUGCGAUAUGCUCGCCGGGUGCCUUUGGUAAUGUUCCCCAUCCGAUUCUAUGCGACUCAUUCUAUAUGUGUACGGGAGGAAUUCCGAUACUACUGCAUUGCAGUGAUGGAUUCGAAUUCGACCCAGAGAUUGCAGACUGCCUGCCGAUUUCCGAUAGCGGCUGUACCGCUUCAAGAGUGACAUCAACCACCGACAGUGUGACGACAAAAUACGAUCCUACGACGACUAGCGGAGAAUCAACCGACCAUGUCACAGAUAUUAGUACCGAUCAAACACAUACGAUAACAACCGAUGCCAUCGAAUGGACGCUGACUACAGAAGAAAAGAAGACUACUUCAGAAGAACCUGUAUCUACAACUUUUAAAAUGGAAGAGACACCUGGCAGCACUAAAUAUGAAAGUACAUAUACAACAUCAAAAGAAACAGUUCCUGGAGCUACUACAAAAGUGCCACAAACUACAUCCAAAACUGAACACUCAACUGUACAUUCUACUACAGAAGAGAAUUUAACUUCGAAUUCAUCCGAAACAACAGAAGAUAUUAAAAAUACUUUCAGCACUAUUAUUAAUACCGUCGAGACGUCUUCAGAAAUAUAUACAACUUCUGCUAACGGGAUAACCACUGAAAAACCAAGUGUUACAACUGUGAAUAUCGAGGCUACAACGCAGGCUGUGAUAUGCUCGCCGGGUGCCUUUGGUAAUGUUCCCCAUCCGAUUCUAUGCGACUCAUUCUAUAUGUGUACGGGAGGAAUUCCGAUACUACUGCAUUGCAGUGAUGGAUUUGAAUUCGAUCCAGAAAUAGCCCAAUGUGUACCAAUAUCCGAAAACGGAUGCACAGCGCAAGGAGUCAGAACUACGCAAGCUAAUCCUGAAAAUAAUGACUCAUCAACAGUAAGUGUUGGAGACGUUAACACGAAUUCAAAUUCAAAAGCAACGACAUUUUUUGGACAAACUGAGUUUACAACAAAAGGAAUAGAUUCAACUGGACAAGAAUUAGAUUACACAACGAAACAGGACACAUCGGAACAAGGAGAUACAACCAUUCUAUUAGAAACCACGACAAAAGUAGAAAUAUGUCCACCUGGCGUAUUCGGAAAUGUCGCACAUCCUGAUCUAUGCAACUACUUUUAUAUGUGUGCCGGUGGUACGGCAAUAGAACUCCAUUGUAGCUCUGGAUUCGAAUUUGAUCCUGUGCUUUCACAAUGCGUCUUGAUAUCGGACAGCGGAUGUACCGCGAUGAUGAAAUAG